Molecule: messenger RNA, 2982 nt
Organism: Salarias fasciatus (jewelled blenny)
Lineage: Eukaryota; Metazoa; Chordata; Actinopteri; Blenniiformes; Blenniidae
Product: calcium-binding mitochondrial carrier protein Aralar1-like
Exons: 18
Coding region: 205-2160 (651 amino acids)
Biological process (GO): L-glutamate transmembrane transport; aspartate transmembrane transport; malate-aspartate shuttle
Molecular function (GO): calcium ion binding; L-glutamate transmembrane transporter activity; L-aspartate transmembrane transporter activity
Source: RefSeq, a predicted model, not a curated record
UUUGCGCUCAUCCUCGCGUUUUGCCAUUUUAGAGUGUAACGUUUCCUCCUCAGAUGACUUGUCUGAGCUUGCUAGCAGGCUACCCGGGUCACUGCAGUCGCAGCUCCUGUGCAGGUGCAAUCUACCAAACGUGGGGACCCAAGUGAGCUGAAAGCGAUUUUCCAGAAGUAUGCCAGCGUAGUGGACAAGGAUGGGGAGAAAUUCAUGACCCCAGGAGAUUUUGUCCAGAAAUACCUUGGACUACACACACAGAUACACCACAACCCCAAAACUGUCCAGCUCAUCUCUGCUGUGGCUGACACCACAAAGGACGGGUUGAUCUCUUUCCAGGAGUUUCUUGCGUUUGAAUCGGUGCUGUGUGCGCCUGAUGCUCUCUUCAUAGUCGCCUUCCAGCUGUUUGAUAAGACUGGAACUGGAACCAUUUCCUUUGAUAAUGUGCAGGACAUCUUCAGCCAGACCACCGUGCACCACCAUAUCCCCUUCAACUGGAACUGUGACUUCAUCCGUCUGCACUUCGGGCACGACCGCAAGAAACUCCUCAGCUACCUCGAGUUCACCCAGUUCCUGCAGGAGCUGCAGUUGGAGCACGCACGCCAGGCAUUCGCCCAAAAGGACAAAGGGAAGAAUGGUGUCAUAUCUGCCAUGGACUUCAGCGACAUCAUGGCCACCAUCAGGCACCACAUGCUCACGCCAUUUGUGGAGGAAAACCUUGUUUCAGCUGCAGGUGGCAGCACUUCUCACCUGGUCAGCUUCUCCUAUUUCAAUGCCUUCAACUCUCUCCUGAACAACAUGGAGCUGAUCCGUAAGAUCUACAGCACACUUGCUGGCACGCGGAAGGACACACUCGUGACUAAAGAGGAGUUCGUUCAUGCUGCUAACAAGUUUGGGCAGAUCACACCCAUGGAAAUUGACAUCCUGUACCAGUUAUCUGGCCUGCACUCUCCUUCUGGGCGCCUGAACCUUGCUGACAUUGAAAGGAUAGCCCCGUUAGAGGAGGGAUGUCUGCCCUACCACCUGGUUGAAACCCAGAAGCAGACCCAUGGAGACGGCUCCAGGCCCGUGUGGCUCCAGGUGGCAGAGUCAGCCUACAGGUUCACCCUGGGAUCAAUCGCUGGAGCCACGGGAGCGACCGCUGUGUAUCCCAUCGACUUGGUGAAGACUCGGAUGCAGAACCAGCGCUCCACAGGAUCCUUCGUGGGAGAGCUGAUGUACAAGAACAGCUUUGACUGUGCUAAGAAGGUGCUCCGCUACGAGGGCUUCUUCGGUUUCUACAGAGGUUUGGUUCCUCAGCUCAUAGGUGUGGCUCCUGAGAAAGCUAUCAAACUUACAGUGAAUGACUUUGUAAGAGAUAAGUUCACCCAAAAGGACAACUCCAUUCCUUUAUUUGCCGAGAUUAUGGCUGGUGGCUGUGCUGGAGGCUCUCAGGUGAUCUUCACUAAUCCCUUGGAGAUUGUGAAGAUCCGCCUGCAGGUGGCAGGAGAGAUCACCACCGGGCCUCGAGUCAGUGCGCUCAGUGUGGUCCGUGACCUGGGCUUCUUCGGCCUCUACAAGGGUGCUAAGGCUUGUUUCCUAAGGGACAUCCCCUUUUCAGCCAUCUAUUUCCCCGUGUACGCCCACACUAAGAUGGCCAUGGCCGAUGAAAACGGUCGACUGGGACCUCUGCAGCUUCUCACUGCCGGAGCCAUCGCAGGUAUCCCCGCCGCGUCUCUGGUGACGCCCGCCGACGUCAUCAAGACGCGUCUGCAGGUGGCGGCCAGAGCAGGACAAACCACGUACACGGGAGUCAUCGACUGCUUCAGGAAGAUCAUGAGAGAGGAGGGCUUCCGGGCUCUGUGGAAGGGGGCCGGAGCUCGCAUGUGCCGGUCCUCUCCGCAGUUCGGCGUGACUCUGGUGACCUACGAACUCUUGCAGCAGUGGUUCUAUGUUGACUUUGGAGGCCAUCGCCCGGCGGGAUCUGAGCCCACGCCAAAGUCUCGCAUCUCUGAGCUUCCUCCCAUCAACGCCGACCACGUCGGAGGCUACCGCCUGGCCGCCGCUACCUUCGCUGGGGUGGAGAACAAGUUCGGCCUCCACCUCCCUAAAUUCAAGUCCUCUGGAGUGGUGUCCAUACACCCACCGGAGCCGGCCGCCCCCGCCCCCGCGCCCGCCCAGGAGCCGUAGGCGUCUCGGCGGUCUGCGUCGUUUUCGCCAUCUCUCUCCUCCAUCACCAGGAGCCUGACACUUAGAUAUAUAUACACACACACACACACGCACAAAAAGCAACACACUCUAAACAAACAGGGGCCAUCGACAACAUGAACAAACACCGGCCGGUCACACUCUGCGAGGCGAAGGCGAGCUCCAGCGGCCAGCCGUGGAGGCGGACGGCCGGCCGCCGCCGUGUUGCGAGCGGAGCGGACGGCGACGGGACCAGAGCGCCUCCUGUGUCGCAUCUUCAGAGGCUGCACGCUCCUGGCAGCUCCAUCCUUUUCUGUUCUUCUCUCCAGCAUUUGUAUCAAACUGAGGCUCGGGCACACCUCUCUCUCUCUCUCUCUCUCUCUCUCUCUCUCUCCCUCUCCCUCUCUCUGUCAUGAGUAGCUGAUAUAAUUUCUGUUUUCCGUCUGAUACUCAGUACGAGUGGGAUUUCUCUCGUUGGACAGCGGGCUUACAAAGAAUAGAUCGGUGUGCAGGGCGUGUGGUUUUCACUCUGUCUCCUCAUGCAGGAGGCUACAUGCUGUACAUAUUGUAUAACUGUACUGAAAACGUGUUACAAGGCGAAGCUCGGCAACAUCAGGCGGCGUCAUCACACAGUAACUGUAAUGUUUUGGAAACGGGGGGCCUUCGGUCCCGCUCCGAGAAUCAACUCCUACCGAUGCAGAGAAGUGUUUUCUUGAUUUGAAACAAAGACUCAUGAGCAGAGAAUUAGAUAUUAAUAAAUUAAAUGUAUCUCAAGUCAGCCAUUGUAUUUUAAAGAAAUAAAUCAUCCAUAUGGUUUUAAUUUUA